Messenger RNA from Argentina anserina (silverweed cinquefoil), 1371 nucleotides. RefSeq names its product AP-4 complex subunit mu-like. NCBI's taxonomy places the organism in Eukaryota, Viridiplantae, Streptophyta, Magnoliopsida, Rosales, Rosaceae. Gene Ontology annotation, biological process: Golgi to lysosome transport; intracellular protein transport; protein targeting. The record is from RefSeq and is a predicted model, not a curated record. The transcript is spliced from 13 exons. Bases 1 to 1350 code for a protein of 449 amino acids. Gene Ontology annotation, cellular component: clathrin adaptor complex; cytoplasmic vesicle; trans-Golgi network.
AUGAUUUCUCACUUCUUUGUUCUAUCGCAGAGAGGGGAUAGUAUCGUCUUCCGCGACUAUCGCGGUGAAGUAGCCAAGGGGAGUGCGGAGGUUUUCUUCCGGAAGGUGAAGUUUUGGAAGGAGGAUGGAGAGGGGGACGCGCCACCUGUCUUUGAUGUGGGUGGUGUGCACUACUUUCACGUGAAGGAGGCUGGAUUGUUCUUUGUUGCGACGACGAGAGGGAAUGUGUCGCCUUCUCUGGUCCUGGAGCUUUUGAGGAGGACUGCGCGAGUCAUUAAAGAUUACCUUGGUGUUCUUAGCGAAGAAUUGUUGCGGAAAAACUUUGUGCUUGUGUAUGAGUUGCUGGACCAAGUAAUUGAUUUUGGUUAUGUGCAAACAACUUCGACUGAGGUUUUGAAGUCGUACGUGUUCAAUGAGCCAAUUCCCGUUGAUGCUGAACAUUUAAAACCCCUUGGUCCUGCUGCGAUUUUUAUGGCGAAAAGAAUGCCUGUAACAACGAUUGCAAAAUCUGUUCUAGCAAAUGAACGUGGUGGUAGGAAGAGAGAGGAAAUUUUUGUGGACAUAAUUGAGAAUCUGAGUGUCACGUUCAGUUCCAGUGGGUAUAUACUGACUUCCGAAAUUGAUGGUACCAUUCAAUUGAAGAGUUAUCUGACAGGCAAUCCAGACAUCCGACUUGCUCUUAAUGAGGAAGUGAGCAUAGGAAGAGAUGGAGGUUCAACUUGUGAUUAUGGUAGUUCGUUUGGAUCAGGACCUGUUGUACUUGAUGAUUGUAACUUCCAUGAAUCUGUACGCCUUGGUAAUUUUGACGUGGACAGAACAUUAACACUGGGUUCAACAGUUGGUGAAUUUCCUGUCAUGAAUUACCGCAUAACACAGGAAUUUAAGCCUCCCUUUCGUAUUAAUGUGUUAAUUGAAGAAUCAGGGCCCCUUAAGGCUGAAGUGACUAUUAAAGUGCAUGCUGAAUUCCCAUCGAGCAUCAUCGCAGAUAAAAUUAUGGUACAGUUACCAGUGCCACCAUAUACAACUAGGGUUAGUUCUGAGUUGGAACCUGGAACAGUUGGAAACACAACUGACUUCAAGGAAGCAAACAAGAGAAUUGAAUGGGGUUUAAAGAAGAUUGUUGGUGGAUCUGAACAUACUUUACAUGCGAAACUGACAUUUGCACAGAAAUUACAUGGUAAUAUUACCAAGGAAGCUGGACCUGUAAGCAUGACUUUCACAAUACCCAUGUACAAUGCUUCAAGGCUUCAGGUAAAAUACUUGCAUAUAUCAAAGAAGUCGAAGAACUACAAUCCAUAUAGCUGGGUGAGAUACAUCACGCAGUCAAAUUCCUAUGUUGGCCGGUUAUAAUCUUCUUUCUUGUUCUCUUCU